AAGAUGGCCAGGAGACUCGCCGCCUUCCUCAAGGAUGCCUGGGCCAAAGAGCCGAUGCUGGUUGCGUCCUUCACCAUCGGGGGCCUCGCUGUGAUUCUGCUCACCCUCAGUCCCUUCACCAAGUACGCCACCAUGAUCCACCAGGCCACGCCCUACAACUAUCCAGUGCCUCUCCGAGAUGAUGGGAACAUGUCCGAUGUGCCCAGCCACCUCCAGGACUCCCAGGGCCCCAGCCUGGAGUGGCUAAAGGAAUUGUGA
Molecule: messenger RNA, 258 nt
Organism: Nyctereutes procyonoides (raccoon dog)
Lineage: Eukaryota; Metazoa; Chordata; Mammalia; Carnivora; Canidae
Product: NADH dehydrogenase [ubiquinone] 1 alpha subcomplex subunit 3-like
Exons: 1
Coding region: 4-258 (84 amino acids)
Cellular component (GO): mitochondrial inner membrane
Source: RefSeq, a predicted model, not a curated record